Messenger RNA from Serendipita indica DSM 11827, 2025 nucleotides. Lineage: Eukaryota; Fungi; Basidiomycota; Agaricomycetes; Sebacinales; Serendipitaceae. The record is from the annotation of a GenBank genome assembly.
AUGUCUACCAUCCUCCCCCAAGGUGCCGGCUAUGGUGUCGUAUGCGGAAUCGGGUUGUUCUUCUCAGUAUUUAUGCUGGGUUUGACCUGGAUUCAAGCCCGAUAUACAGCCUUCAGCCCUCGAAACUCUGAAGAGUUCACCUCUGCUUCUAGGAGCGUGAAACCAGGUCUGAUUGCUUCGGGUAUCGUGAGCGCGUGGACCUGGGCUGCUACUCUAUUGCAGUCAUCUGCCGUCGCAUACAAGUACGGCAUCUCGGGUCCCUGGUGGUACGGUUCUGGCGCCACUAUCCAAGUUCUUCUGUUUGCCCAACUCGCCGCAAAGCUGAAGCUCAACGCCCCCAAUGCUCACACUUUCCUCGAGAUUAUCGGCGAACGUUGGGGCAAGAUGGCGCACCUGAUCUUCCUGUUCUUUGGUUUAGCCACGAAUAUCAUUGUCUCUUCCAUGUUGUGCUUGGGAGGUUCAGCAACUGUGACUGCGCUGACUGGCAUGAACACAGUCGCGGCAUGCUUCCUCAUCCCCCUCGGUGUCGCAAUCUACGUCGUUGCCGGAGGAAUGCGAGCGACUCUGCUCUGCGACUACUCGCAUACCGCAGUCCUUUUCGCCAUCAUUCUCACCUUCAUGCUCACCGUCUACGCGACGUCUGACAAGAUUGGAAGCGUCAGCAAGAUGCAUGAGCUCCUCGUCAACGCUGCAGAGGUGCACCCCGUCUCUGGAAAUGCUCACGGAAGCUAUCUCACGAUGCGCUCGAAAAACGGUCUCAUCUUUGGUGUCAUUAACAUCAUCGGCAAUUUCGCCACUGUGUUCAACGACCAAGCUUACUGGCAACGUGCUAUUGCUUCUCAACCUGCAUCGUGCGUCAAGGCAUAUCUCCUCGGUGGUAUCGCAUGGUUCUCCAUUCCAUUCGGCUUUGCUACAACGAUGGGUCUCGCUGCUGUUGCUCUCCAAGGCGACCCAGACAUGGCGGUUCUCACCCCUGCUCAAGUCUCUGCUGGUCUUCCUGCACCGACCGCUGCCGCUGCUCUCCUCGGAAAGUCGGGUGCCGCUGCCAUGCUCAUCCUGCUCUUCUUGGCCGUCACUAGCGCUACCAGUGCCGAGCUUAUCGCCGUCUCCAGUAUCUUGACCUACGAUGUCUACAAGCGCUACAUCAACCCUCAUGCCACAGAAGAACAAGUCCUGCGCGUCUCCCACUACAUGGUCGCAGCAUUCGCCAUCGCUAUGGGUGUCUUUGGCACCAUCUUCUUCUACAUUGGAGUGUCCAUGGGUUGGCUUUACACUUUCAUGGGAGUGCUGCUCGGAUCUGCUGUCGUUCCUAUCGCUCUCUGCAUUACCUGGAAGAAAGCCUCCAAGAUUGGCUGCAUGGUCGGAGCUGUUGCUGGACUGGUGUUUGGUAUCAUUGCCUGGAUGGUGACCACUGCCAAGCUCAACUCGGAGAUCAACGUCGUGACCUCGGGUGGUGACUACGAAAUGUUGGCGGGCAAUCUUGCAGCCAUUGGUGUUGGUGGUCUCGUCGCCGUAAUAUGGUCGUAUAUUUCGCCAGAUGACUUCGACUUUGAUGUCACUCGCGCCAUCAACUCGCCUGCUCACCUCAAGGGUGUCGUCGAGGCCUCCGACGCUGCAAAGGCACCCUCUAUCGACUCGAAGAACGAGAAGGAGCCGACCGAGACUAUCCAACCUGUCGGACACGAGACUCGUGCUGGUGUUACUGACGAGAAGGACCUCGACCCUGUCGAACUCAACAAGGCGUUCAAGUUUGCUGCAUGGUCUUCCGUGGCUCUCACUGUUAUUCUCAUCAUCCUUAUCCCCCUUCCCCUCUUCUUCGCCUCGACAAUCUAUGACGUCGGUUCACUCACCACCUGGGUUGUUGUUGCAAUUCUCUGGGCUUUCAUCGCUGCCUUUAUCGUCGUGCUCUAUCCGUUGUGGGAGAGCAGGGUGGCACUUACGAUGAUUGGCCGUGGAAUCAUCAAGGAUUUCUUCAAGCCAGGAUCUGGCAAAUAUGUAGCACCGGCCAAGACUACCGAGGCUUGA